GAUUUCCCAUUCGCGCUUUGCCCUAUACAGCGCUGUCGUGCACCGCUGCAGCCCGAAACUCAGGGAGUGAAUGGCGGGCGUAGCGGCACUAAGCGGAACCCCUGCGGGUCCAGGCCCUGCCGAAUCCGAGGAUACCUGCGGCUGCCGCUGUCCAGAGCACAGGGACCGCCCGGCAGAGCUCUUCUGUCGCCGCUGCCGGCGCUGUGUGUGCGCGCUUUGCCCGGUGCUGGGUGCGCACCGGGGCCACCCUGUGGGCCUGGCUUCGGAAGAGGCGGCGCACGUGCAGAAAGUCACCCAAGAGUGUUUAAAGCAGCUGGCAGCCAAGAGGCAGCAGCAAGUCGACAACAGAAGCCAGAUAGAAGACGCCGCCGAGCAGCUCAAGGCUCACGCAGAGUCCAGUAAAAUCUGGCUGACGGGGAAAUUCACUGAACUCAGAUUACUGCUUGAAGAAGAGGAAGUGCUGGCUAAGAAAUUCAUUGAUAAAAAUACCCAGCUCGCCCUCCAGGCAUACAGGGAGCAAAUCAAGUCUUGUGAGGACCAAAUCGAUGUCUUGAACAGCCUCUCCAACAGGGUCUGGAGCAUCAGCCAGGAGACCAGUCCUGUACAGCUGCUACAGGAGUUCACGGAAACUGAACAGGAGUUGAAGCAGCAUAUGACCCUGGAGGAGUUUCGACACCCUGUGCCCCAAUCCUUCGAGCCCGUCAAGACCUUCUUCAAGGGCCUCAUGGACGCCAUGCAGAGCAUGAUGCAGACGCCACUAGAGGUUCGCUUGAAGGAAGACGUGAGCAGCCGGCUCUCCAGCUUCUCUAGCGCCAAGGCAGACCCCUUGUUGAAAAUCCACCCCUCACCAGAGCGCUCCCUCUUCUUAAAGUUUGCGCGCACGCCCACGCUGGAGCCCGACACGAUGCACGCGCGCCUGCGCCUCUCCGAGGACCUACUGACGGUGAGAAGCGCCCUCUUCCGCCGCCUGGGGCCUGCGCCCUCGCUGCGUUUCGAUGAGCUGUGGCAGGUGCUGGGCCGAGACUGCUAUGCCUCGGGCCGCCACUAUUGGGAAGUGGACGUGCAGGAGGCGGGCUGCGGCUGGUGGGUGGGCGCGGCCUACGCCUCCCUGCGGCGCCGCGGGGCCUCCGCAGCCGCCCGCCUGGGCUGCAACCGCCAGUCUUGGUGCCUUAAGCGCUACGACCUGGAAUACUGGGCCUUCCACGACAGCCAUCGCUGCCGUCUGCGGCCCCACCACGACCCCGAUCGGCUGGGCAUCUUCCUAGAUUACGAAGCCGGCAUCCUCGCCUUCUACGACGUGACAGGCGGCAUGAGCCACCUCCACACCUUCCGAGCAGCGUUCCAGGAGCCGCUCUACCCUGCCCUGAGGCUCUGGGAAGGGACCUUGAGCAUCGCCCGGCUGCCUUAGGGGCUGUGAUUGUAGUGAUCGCCCUGGGCUUUCCAGGACUCUGGUCACCCCUGACCCAGACGUGGGUGGUUCACUGCCUACUCUCUAAGCACACCCAUUGUCUCCCCCACCAGUCAUGCCUUGUGCUUGAACAGUUCUCUCUUAGGCAGGUUUCAAACAUGCCUUAAACGCAGGUCCUCUGCUGCUGAUUUCUCAUCAGACCUCUCCGCCAUUGCCACUGCACUUAACGUUGCACUGCUUUCAGUCCAGGUUCCUGAAAGGACACGCUCACAGGUGAGCCCUAAGCAUCCUGACACAAUACAUCAUCCUUAGCCUCAAACCUCUUCCCUCAUACAGAAGCCAGAACCACCUGGCACAUCGUAGGUGCACAAUAAAUACGUGUAUGAAUGAGUCCCCCAGUGCUGACUCAAUCUAUCCAGUGUUCCUCGGAUCUGCCUCCUCCUCUCCACUCUACUUAAACUUGUCCACGUUUCCUCCCUUCAGAGUAGCAUCAAGAGCCUCUUAAUAGCGCCUCGCCCGAACCCUCUCCCAUCCUCCUCCUCCUCCUAUAGCUGUAGUGAUCUGCCCAAAACCGCAUUGAACCUCUCAACUAUGAAAAGGUUCCCAGGACUACAGGGGGAAAAAGCACUUCACCUUGCCUUAGCAUCCCUGGUUUUCCUAAUCUGCCCCUAAGCUACUUCUCGACUAGCUUCUAUAGCUCUUUUCAGAGAACCUCCUUCAGAACUGUGUCACAUAGUUGACCUCUGCCCUUUGCAGCUACCCCUUCCCCCGGCUCGUGCACAUAUGUACAGAAAAGCCCUUUCUUUGCCUGCCCCAGUCUUCCCCAGGCUUAACUGCCCCAAAGGAAGUCUCCCCAAGCCACAAGAAUCUCUCACUAUCAUGGCUACAAACCUGGGUCCCAUCUUUCCAACUAGAUUGGAAGCUUUCUAUGGGUAGCUAUGUCCUACACUCUCCCCACCUGGAUAAUUCAGUAAGCCCCUGCCCGCCCAGGCAACGAACAGCCAGCAGCUGGCUAUCACUGAAUCACAGUGCAACUGAGCCGGGAGAGCCUCACAGAUCACCCAGCCUGAGCUUUGCACAUUUGGGGAAACUAAGGUCUUGACCUGAAAGAUUUGCUUCAAGUCACCCAGGCAAGUAUCUGAUUUGCUUUUUGGCCCAGUCUUUAACCUGGGAGAUUUUACUGCUUGUUUCUCAGGGGAUCUUGGGAAGAAUCAGCAGGUGGCAGUUGCUAAGCAACCAUGGCAGUUUUCCCUCCCUCUUAGAAUCCAAAGCAAGAGGAGCGAUGAGUAGAGUUUGGGCAGCCCAGUCACCCUGUGCUCCUCAGAUCUCUCUGAUCCAGAUGUUGCCAAGGAAACCCAUAAGAAGUGGCAGCGAGAGAGAUGGCCAGACCAGCAGGACCUCACAGGGAUGCCAGCUCUGUAGCAGGGCAGGAAAGGCCUUUUCUCAGGGCCUGUGCCCCAGUUCUAAAGGUUCAGCAUCCUGACUUGUCAAGUUCCCUACACAGUUUUUAAGUGACACUGUACUAAAAGUAUCCUGUUAGGUGCUUGGCAGGGCAGUGAUAGGGUGAAGAAAAUGCAAAGCUGAAUCUCCCUCAUGGUUUAAACAGACUCUCAGUGCAUUGGUUUGAGCCAGGGGUGUCCAACCCCAGCCCGCGGGCUGCAUGCAGCCCAGGAUGGCUCUGAAUGCAACUCAACACAAUCAUACAUUUCCUUAAAGCAUUACUUAGUUUUAUUAUUAAGUUUUAUAUGGUUUUAUUAUUUAGAUAUGUACAUUUUCUAUAUUAGUGAUCACAAACUUGGGACGAUUUUAAAAGGUUAUUGAAAGGUCUGCUGCAUAAUUAGUUAUGCGAGGGCUUUUUUGCUUACCUGUGGUGGUGGAUAUCAUGAAAAUUGCACAUGAACCUUUUCUUUGCUCAUCGGUUUCCGUUGGUGUUUGUGUAUUUCAUGUGUGGCCCAAGGCAACUCUUCCAGUGUGGCCCACAGACACCAAAAGGUUGGACACCCCUGGUUUGAACCAUAAGAAACUGCCAAUUUCCAAUAGUUUUUGACAUAAAAAUGGCACUUUGAGCCUGGGCGUUGUAAUGCACACAGAAAGCAAGGCAGAAGGAAGCUCAGAAGUGCCUUUACCUCUAACCGAAUCGCUUUAAACUCCGUCUCAGGUAGAUGUCUAAGCGCUGAGCCCCAGAAACCCUGAGAAAAGGGAAGUUAGUCCUGUGGGGAUGGCCCAGGACUGAAUGCAGGCAGAGGGCCCUCCUGGCCGGGGAGGAAGGGUGCACUUGACUGGAGACUCUGUUCAUCCCUGCAAAUCAAGACUUGUUCCUAGACCCGGAGCCACAGGAGCCAAGUAAUAACAGCCCUUGCCAGGCACUGUCAGGCACUGUUCUAAUGCUCUACACCUAUUAACUCGCUUGACCCCCACGUCAUCCCUAGCAGGUAGAAAGUCAUCCCCAUUUCACACAUUGCAAAAUUGAAACACACAAGGAGCAACUUGCCCGAGCCACACAGCUAACGGUGGAGCUGGUGUCUGUGCUCACGCCCACCAGGCUGUGCCGUUUUGGCAAACGUAGCCAGUCUCUGGCCAGCACCUGCUCACUCUAGCCCCUCUCUCGGUGGGCCUGUGAUGCUCUGCUUUUCUGCCCAGUUACCCUGUGGGACCUGAGUCUAGCUUUGGCUUAGCUUCCUUGGGCUCCAAGAUUAGGUCUUAUACCCAGAAGGAGAUCUGAGAGCAGCAGAGACCGAGCUGCACUAUAAAGGGUAAACACCGGCUUUUACCAAAGGGUUCCUCUGUGCCAAGGUCUGCACCAGCCAGAAAACUGCAGUUUUGGUCCACAGUGGUGACCUCUGGCUAGUCACUUCUUACUUCUCAGAGUGUCACGUACAAAACGGGGUAUAAUAAUCCUAUCCCCCAGUGCUGUGAGUCUCGAUGGGCCAGAGGAUAUGAACCUGCCUUAGAAACUGUACAGAGCUGUGCCGUGCCAGGACGUGGGAGCAUCCCCAGCAGAGUUCCUGCUGUGCUUAGUGCUGAGACAGCUGAUAACCCUAACUGCCAUCUGGCAGGAGCUUCCUCGGGGCCCAUGUCUGCCAGGGUAUUGAGCACUCACUCUUUCAGUUUUUAAUUUGUAGAAAUGUCUUAACUGAUAUAGCAAAUUGCUUGCAGAUAUGUUUAAAUGACAGCAGUUUUCUAAUAUGUGUUUACAUAAAAUGACUAUUUUAACCAUGGUC
Molecule: messenger RNA, 4629 nt
Organism: Phyllostomus discolor (pale spear-nosed bat)
Lineage: Eukaryota; Metazoa; Chordata; Mammalia; Chiroptera; Phyllostomidae
Gene: TRIM14
Product: tripartite motif containing 14
Exons: 6
Coding region: 71-1408 (445 amino acids)
Molecular function (GO): zinc ion binding; protein binding
Source: RefSeq, a predicted model, not a curated record